Messenger RNA from Pseudopodoces humilis (Tibetan ground-tit), 895 nucleotides. It is a transcript of the gene GSC2, whose product is annotated as goosecoid homeobox 2. NCBI's taxonomy places the organism in Eukaryota, Metazoa, Chordata, Aves, Passeriformes, Paridae. Gene Ontology annotation, molecular function: DNA-binding transcription factor activity, RNA polymerase II-specific; RNA polymerase II cis-regulatory region sequence-specific DNA binding. The record is from RefSeq and is a predicted model, not a curated record. Gene Ontology annotation, biological process: regulation of transcription by RNA polymerase II. Gene Ontology annotation, cellular component: nucleus.
CAGCUAGGUCAGAGGGACGAAAAGAGUGUGUGUGUAUAAAAUAAAAACUCAACUGUGAGAAUGACAGUCACUUGAAAUGCCAAGACAAAGCAGUGGUUCUGCAUGGCUUUGCCAGUCCAUUUUAAAAGCCACAUAAGCUGUCCUUUCUCUAGCAAAACCCUGCUAGGGAGCCAGUGCAAGGAGAGCAAAGCCCCUCGGCUGGGCUGCCUGUUUCCCCAGCCGCUGCUGCUGCUGGCACAGGAUGUCUUCAGAGCCAGCGUCAGGUGCUGACCCCGGCAGGAGAGGCCUGAAGAAGCCACGUCCGUUCAGCAUCGAGGACAUCCUCUCCAGCCCUGCAAAGAAGAACCCCCAGCUCUUGGUGCCACUGUACCUACAGAACAUGUUGGACUGCACACCCAAGCAGCUGUGUGAGCUGGAGACCAUCCCAGCUAGCUCCCUGCAGGAGGAGGAGGAAGAAGAGGAGGAAGAACUGGAAGGGGCAGGCUGCAACUGCUGCUGCUGCUCUCACACGAGCGCCCGUUCCCUGCAGGACCUGCCGGGCUGGCUGGAUGCCCGGUUCCCCUGGCCCAUGCAGCUCUUCCACCCAGCAGUCAGGGUCUGUAGGAGUUCCCAGAAGUCAAGCGAGCUGCAGACCUUCCAGCAGAUGCAGCGCCGCACACGCCGGCACCGCACCAUAUUCACCGAGGAGCAGCUGCAGGCCCUGGAGACGCUUUUCCACCAGAACCAGUACCCGGACGUCGUCACCCGUGAGCACCUGGCAAACCGCAUUCACCUGAAGGAGGAGAGGGUAGAGGUUUGGUUUAAAAAUCGUCGGGCGAAGUGGCGGCAUCAGAAGAGGGUGACUGCCUCAGCACUGAUCCUCCAGGCCAAGCAGCCCCCCAAGGAGAGCUGUUAG